AUGGCAGAUGAAGAUAAAGAUGCAUUUGGUUCUCUAGAUCCAAAGGAUGUGCUCCGUAGCUGCUAUUUUAUCCCAUCUUUUGCAGAGGGCAAGGUUCACGCAGAUAGCAUUGGUAUUUCUCCUUACACUUUGGAUGCUAACAACUGUUUUGUUGAUCACAACAUGCUCAUGCAUUACCAUCUCAACCUAGGACCAAAAACAGCUGGCAUAUAUGACUCUGAGCAAUACCCAGAGCCGCAUAUCCAGGACCAUACUGACAGUAGCAACAUUCUGGAAAUUGCUGAUUCAAACUUAGUAAACCAUAUCCAAGACUUCAACUAUUCCUCUGACAGUAAUAGCUCACAAACCAGUGAUGCUAGUGAGGUUAGAGAGGAAGACCUACUAGCAUUGGAUGAUAUGUAUGGACCUAGUUAUGGAUAUGAAGUCUUCUAUGAAUAA
Molecule: messenger RNA, 438 nt
Organism: Serpula lacrymans var. lacrymans S7.9
Lineage: Eukaryota; Fungi; Basidiomycota; Agaricomycetes; Boletales; Serpulaceae
Exons: 3
Coding region: 1-438 (145 amino acids)
Source: RefSeq, a predicted model, not a curated record